AUGGGAGGAAAAGGUGGUAGCGGUGGUGGAGGGAAGGGUGGUGGCGGUGGUGGUGGAGGAGGGAAAGGUGGUGGAGGCAGUGGAGGAGGUAGGAACGGUGGUGGUAGCGGUGGGGGAGGAGGGAAAAGCGGUGGCGGAAGUGGUGGAGGCUACAUUGUGGCUCCGGGGAGCAAUGGAUCUUCUUACAUUUCAAGGGAUAACUUUGAAAGUGAUCCUAAAAGCUACUUUGGUAGUCUGCAUGGCAGUGGACAGGGUAGCAAGUGACUUUGGUCUGUUUAUUUCUCUAUUUCUGCAUUUAAGGUGGUUAUUAUCACCGAAUAAAUUAUCUAAUGAUCAAAUAAAAUGAGAUUUUCUAUUUAUAUGAUUCAUAGCUUUCUCGAAUAUCAGUAUCAAUGGUACUAAUUAAAUUAAUAUAAUUAACAAACUCAAAGUAGAAUCAAUCGAUACAUAUAUUGCUUGUCUGAUGCAAUAAUUUCAUUAAGGGACUCUUAAAAUCUGAAUAUUCUUCUGGUGGCUUUUUGAGAGUCUUUUGAA
Messenger RNA from Raphanus sativus (radish), 534 nucleotides. Its product is annotated as putative glycine-rich cell wall structural protein 1. The transcript has a single exon. Bases 1 to 264 code for a protein of 87 amino acids. The record is from RefSeq and is a predicted model, not a curated record. NCBI's taxonomy places the organism in Eukaryota, Viridiplantae, Streptophyta, Magnoliopsida, Brassicales, Brassicaceae.